AACUCCACUACCGUAAUGUUACAUAAUAUUAAACCACGAGUGGAGACAUCAUAGCAUUUCCCAGAAAAAUUUCCCACGUAAAAAUUACAGAGCCAAUUAAAACAUUUAAAUCCCUGUUUAAUUUAUAAAACUAUGGUGGCCUUACUUUAUGAUUGGUCGUGUGAACAUGCAUUCAAAACAUGUAAGUAUAUGAGCGAAAUGGUUACACUAUAUGCGUGUUUUUGUCCAUGUCAUGUCCACUUCCGGGGAGAGAUACAUUAGCUAGAGUAGUUAGCAUUUGGCAUACGACUAUCACGCGCCUAGUUUAAAUUUCGCAAAGUCCACCAACCCUAGAGGUCUGGGUCGUUUAGAAGUCGCAUUCGGACAUCUAGUAGCAACGAUAUAACGUAGUAAGUUACGAUGAAACAAGGAGAUGAUUAAGAUUAAAAUUAUUAGCUAGCUAGCUAGCCACCGCAAGAGAAUCAUUUCGCCAAACAGAAUAAUCCGCAACUUUAAACAUCUAGAUCAAACCGUCAUGGAAGAUUCCGACACGAAUGCAAUACUUCCUGCCGAAGAAGAUUCGUCUCAAGAUAAUUAUAAAUCAACAACAACUCUUUGUCCGACAUGUAACAUUAUUGGUGAUAACGUAAUUUGCUCAACACCUCCACCGUACUCAUGUAUACUUUCAGUUUCUGUCGAACCUGUUAUCUUUCUUUCAAUGUUUUCAUUGGCACUUCAGAUGCCACUUUAUACACAAUACCUGUGGGAUCGCAUUAGUGAAGAUAUGGGGUACAACGGGACGAAAACCGGAGGAUGUCACAACAGCACUGGGCCUCCCGAUCCUCUUGAAAAGGAGGUGGAGACCAUGACUGCGCACUGGAAUUUGUACAUCAACUUGGGAGGCUUUUUCGUCAGCCUUUUCUCUGCCACUCUAUUUGGGGCCUGGAGUGACUGUGUUGGCAGACGCCCAGUUCUGAUCUUACCCAGUCUCGGCCUGGCUGCUCAAGCUGCUGUUUAUUUAGUGGUACUAUACCUGAAGUUACCUGUGGCUUGGUUCCUCUUGGGGAGAUUCUGCAGUAGCCUCACUGGGGACUUUAACACCAUCCUCGCUGGCUGCUUUGCCUAUGUGGCCGACACAAGUGACAAAGUCUCCCGCACCUUUAGAGUGGCCAUACUGGAAGCCUGUAUAGGUGUGGCUGGCAUGUUCGCAAGCAUCAUUGGGGGACAGUGGCGACGGGCACAAGGGUACAUCAAUCCAUUUUGGCUGGUACUGGCCACCAGUCUAGCAUCUGCCCUGUAUGCCUACCUGUUUGUGCCCGAGUCUGUGGUUCCUGACCCCGGGGCCAGACUGCUCACCACUAAGCACCACCGGUCCGUUUGGCGGCUCUUCAGCACCCCAGGGCAGGGGGACCGCCGGCCAAAGCUGUGGCUCUACUCCCUCUGCUUCUUCAUCGUGGUCACCGUGCACUUCGGGAGCCGGGACCUGUACGUGCUGUAUGAGCUCAGCGCCCCGCUGUGCUGGGGCCCCGAGCUGAUUGGCUACGGCUCGGCGGUCCAGCACCUGACCUACCUGAGCAGCCUGGUGGGGCUAAAGGCCAUGCAGCGGUGCCUGGAGGACUCCUGGGUGGCCAUUGUGGGGCUGCUGUCCAACAUGUGCGGCCUGGUGGUCAUCUCUGUGGCCAACACCACUGCACUUAUGUUCACAGGCUAUGGACUCUGUUUCCUGUUCAUGGCUUCAACCCCAGUUUUGCGAUCAAAGGUCUCGAAGCUGGUGGAUCCUUCUGAGCAAGGGGCUCUGUUUGCAUCGGUGGCUUGUGUGGAGGGACUCUGUUCCCUGGUGUCUAACGGAGUCUUCAACUCCCUCUACCCUGCAACCCUACACAUCAUGAAGGGCUUUCCCUUCCUCUUUGGUGCCAUACUCCUUCUACUUCCUGCUGGAAUAAUUGGGACACUUGGCUGCCAGCAAAGGAGGAUGGAGAACACAGAAAGUUCUGCAGUGUCUUGAGGCUGACCAAGAGUGGAGCAUGUUCCAAAGAGUCUGUCAAACUCAGGACUUAGCUCUGUAAACCAUACAGCGGUACAUACAAGUGCAUCUCAAAAAUUUGAAUAUUAUGGAAAAGUCCAUUUCCUUGCUCAUAAAGGCUCAGGUAUUUUGACAUAGCUGAUUAGAGUCUUCUCAGGUCGAUAUAUAUAUUGAGAUACUGGAUUUUUGAUUUCCAUGAUCUGUAAACCGUAAUCAUCAAGAUUAAAAUAAUCAAGUGCACUAACAUAAUGUGUUAAAAAAUGUGUAUAUGUUUUAAGUGCAUAUUUUUAUGUGCGUGCCUUAAUUUUGACUUAAAAUGCUGCCAUAGUUUUUUCUUAUCAUAAUACCUCUUUAAAUUACUGUAUAAUGAUUGAAGGCUACCAUUAAAGUAUUGUUUUUUUGUAUUUAAAAUUAUGACAAAUUAUGAUUUUACCACACUUCUUUGUAAAAUAAUCUGGGUCCUCUCGCUCAGACAUCUAAUAGUGGGAUUAGACACACAGUAAAUAAUGUACCUUUAAUACACCUUAAUACAUAAAUAAUGUACCCUUCCUUUCAAAAUCUUGUGAACACAAAAUAAAAACGUUCUAAAAAAAUAAGUCU
This is a messenger RNA of Alosa sapidissima (American shad), 2602 nucleotides long. RefSeq names its product solute carrier family 46 member 1 (gene slc46a1). Gene Ontology annotation, cellular component: plasma membrane. The transcript is spliced from 6 exons. The record is from RefSeq and is a predicted model, not a curated record. Bases 515 to 1984 code for a protein of 489 amino acids. NCBI's taxonomy places the organism in Eukaryota, Metazoa, Chordata, Actinopteri, Clupeiformes, Clupeidae. Gene Ontology annotation, biological process: transmembrane transport. Gene Ontology annotation, molecular function: transmembrane transporter activity.